Molecule: messenger RNA, 909 nt
Organism: Homalodisca vitripennis (glassy-winged sharpshooter)
Lineage: Eukaryota; Metazoa; Arthropoda; Insecta; Hemiptera; Cicadellidae
Product: UBA-like domain-containing protein 2-A
Exons: 4
Coding region: 206-613 (135 amino acids)
Molecular function (GO): protein binding
Source: RefSeq, a predicted model, not a curated record
CACGUAAUGGAACAGCGAAAACAACUCAUGAGCGAUUCAUGGAAGGGAUUUGUUUAGAGGAAAGAACAGCAGUUUAAUUUCAUCCAAUCACUGGCUACAACUUGACGUCAUUCAUUGAAUGGUUCGUAAGAUUUGAAAACAAGUCGUAUUGUGGGUUCGGGUGUGCUGAUUGUGGAUUACCAAGAUAAUUGAUAAUUGUAAUAAAAUGGACUCUUUACGUGAACAGGUCAUGAUUAAUCAGUUCGUAUUAGCUGCAGGAUGUGCCAGAGAACAAGCAAAACAAUUACUUCAAGCAGCCCAUUGGCAAUUCGAGACGGCCUUGAGCAUAUUCUUCCAAGAGGCUGCUCUGCCCACCUACUCCCAGACGGCUACACACUUUGGCCAGGUGACUCCGUGUAAUACACCUGCUACUCCUCCAAACUUCCCGGACGCUCUCAUGGCCUUCUCCCGUAUGUCAACCAGUGACAAGCUUAGUUCCUCCCCAUCGCAAGGAGUAAUCUCUACGUCUCCAAAGCAGCAGCUACCCACACAGCAACAGCAGCAACCCAUAGUGAUCCACAGGACCAACACCAUGUCCCAGAACAGCACCAGUUUAGGAGUCCUGAAUAGAUAAAUGGCUUUGGUCGUCGGCUUCUUGACUCAUCCAAAGAACACAAAUCGAGCAGCCUAGUAACCUAGUGUAUAUAUGUAUUGUAUGGCGAACUCCUUAGUCUGUGUACAUAUCAAUGCCUAGGUGCUCAUCUUUUAUUAUGUGAUCGAUUAGUUUGUAUAAGUUUUCUAAGACUUUUCGUAGACCUCCAUAUAAUUUGUCAUCGCUGUUGUCAUUGGUGUCACAGCACAUUGAUCUAUGUAUUAUUUUAAUUUAUAUUACUAGUUAAGCACCCUAAGAAUAAAAACCAGUUAAUUUCA